AUGAAAAAUUUGGCUAUCAAUCAGCUUAUUGAAAUCCUUUCAUUUCUGAGCACUACUGAAAUCUACUGGAUUUUUGCCAGAAUCAAUAAAUCUUGCCGAAAAUCUGCAUAUUCUGUUCACGUAAUUCAAAAUAUCCUUAAAAACGAGCUUGGGCUCCCUUUCAUUCAGAACAAAGAUUUGAAAUCGCUGAUUGAAAUUUUAAAAUUUAAUACAUGUACAGCCCAAAAAUCUCGAAAAUCAAAGAGAUUGACCUUCUUUGGCUAUGCGACUAACGGAGGGGUUUUGCUCAAUACAUCUCAGUAUUGGAUCGGAAACUUGUUUCUCGAAGCCAAAGAAUGUGGAGCGAUGUAUAGUUCAAUUAAAGAUAAAAACAUAACAUGUGCAGCAGUAGUUGGGCAGGAUGUAAAUUAUGAAUUUAAAGGACUUAAUGAUUUAAUAACUGACCAUGAUGACCCAAAUACAGUUGAAUCGUAUAUUGAUCAUUCUUUUAUAAAAAAAUCAAAAAUAAAAGCAUGUAUUCAUACAAUUGUAAUAGAAAGACCAAAGACUUUUACUUGUCCUUUAAAAGUGUUCUUGAUAAUGACAAGUGAUAGCUAUUAUCCAAUCAAUCAUACAAUUUUUAAUGAUUUUGAUGAUGUGAAAGGAUAUAGUGAUUUACAGACAGAAAUUGAAGGAAAAUCGACAAUUUUAUGUGAAAAAGAAGAAAAUGGGAUAAAAAUAGUUGAAUUUCAGAGGGAUGAAAAAGAUUUGCAGCUGAUAUGCUGGGGGCGAUAUGAAAAUAAGGCAUCAACUAAAGCUGUAAUUGAACUGCAGCAGAAAAGAUGCUGUAAAUAUCUGUAUUUUAAAUUUAUUGAAGGGGAAAGCAGCUCACAGCUGCUAUGGCUCCAUAAUAAUGUGAGAUCAAAUAUUGAUGUAAACGGCAUCAGUAUUUUUGGGAAUUUUAUAAAUUGUUUUUAA
This is a messenger RNA of Blepharisma stoltei, 957 nucleotides long. The record is from the annotation of a GenBank genome assembly. NCBI's taxonomy places the organism in Eukaryota, Ciliophora, Heterotrichea, Heterotrichida, Blepharismidae.